Jaculus jaculus (lesser Egyptian jerboa) is the source of this 1832-nucleotide messenger RNA. It is a transcript of the gene Tango2, whose product is annotated as transport and golgi organization 2 homolog. The coding region runs from base 271 to 1101 and encodes 276 amino acids. Lineage: Eukaryota; Metazoa; Chordata; Mammalia; Rodentia; Dipodidae. The record is from RefSeq and is a predicted model, not a curated record. Gene Ontology annotation, biological process: Golgi organization; protein secretion. The transcript has 9 exons. Gene Ontology annotation, cellular component: Golgi apparatus.
GCCUGCUGUGUCAGUCCUGGCCGAAGACAGGCCUCCACGCGGAGGGGAUGAAGUAGGGCACCUGCCGGGAACGCUGCGGCGCCCGCUAACGCCGGGAGUUCGGGACUGCCCCCUCCAGGACGCCUUCCGAGAUGUCCCCACGACUGUCGGGCCCAAAACGGGGACUCGCAUGGCCAGCGACAUUUACCUAGAUUGCGGCUGCAUUGUCUCCAUCACCACCUCCAGUCUACAGAUCUCCUGACCGUGGAGCAAAGACACCCCUUGCAACCCAUGUGCAUCAUCUUCUUUAAGUUUGAUCCUCGUCCUGUUUCCAAAAAUGCAUACAGGCUCAUCCUGGCAGCCAACAGAGAUGAAUUCUAUCACAGACCAUCCAAGUUAGCAGAUUUCUGGGGGAACAACAAUGAGAUCCUCAGUGGGCUCGACAUGGAAGAAGGCAAGGAAGGAGGCACAUGGCUGGGCAUCAGCACACGUGGGAAGCUUGGGGCGCUCACUAACUACCUACAGCCCCAGCAGGACAAGGAUGCCCGUGGCAGAGGUGAACUUGUAACCCACUUUCUGACCACUGACAUGGACAGCUUGUCCUACCUGAAGAAGGUCUCCGCGGAGGGUCAUCUGUACAACGGCUUUAACCUCAUAGCAGCUGACCUGAGCACAGCAAAAGGAGACGUUGUUUGCUACUAUGGAAAUCGAGGGGAGUCUGAGCCCGCCAUCCUGACACCAGGGACUUAUGGUCUAAGCAAUGCACUGCUGGAGACACCCUGGAGGAAGCUGUGCUUUGGCAAGCGGCUCUUCAUGGAGGCAGUGGAACGGAGCCAGGCACUCUCCAAGGAUGCCCUUGUUGCCCAGCUUCUGGAUGUGCUCAACAAUGAAGAGGCGCAGCUACCAGACCCAGCCAUUGAGGACCAGGGCAGAGAGUACAUACAGCCAAUAUUGAGCAAGUAUGCGGCUGUUUGUGUGCGCUGCACCAACUAUGGCACCAGAACCAACACCAUCAUUCUCGUGGAUGCAGAUGGCCAUGUAACCUUCAUGGAACGCAGCAUGCUGGACAAGGACCCCUCCCGCUGGGAGACCAACACCUACGAGUUCACACUACAGAACUAACUUCAAUGAUAGGCAUGACCAACAGGUUCCUAGUAGGCUAUGCCCAAGGGCCAGUAUGGACAAGAGUCUUCCAUGGCCAAAUUCACUGCCUAUGAGUUGGAUAGAGUUCCCAGGACCAGAAUCUUAGAUCUGUAUUAUUACCCCUCCUUGUUACCAUGCCCAGCUGAGAGUUUGUCUUUAUGCCAGUUGGGAGUGAAGGAGUCUGGCACUAGGUCUGGGUCAGGGCUGGCUGUGUGAGUUCACAUGUGUGAAUGCCCCUGGGCCUGCCCUGCCCAUGUGCACAUAGGUGACAUGUGCACACACAUGUGGCUUGGUAUUCAUGUGCACAAAGUCACACACUUGCACACAUGCUUGAUCACAUGCACAUACACGUGUCCAGCAAUCAGGGAAGCAGCUUUUGUCCCUCACAAUUCUAGCUAGAAGGUCUUUUUUCUGGUCACAUAACAGGAACAGGCUUCUGUUGAAACAGGCCUUUUCUGUCCUCAACAUACAGAGGCAUAACUGUGUCUAAGCUCCCCAUAGCCAGACCUGUUUGUUGCAGAAAAGUUGAUCAUCAUGUUUGACACAAGGCAGGACUAUGAAAAGCCACUUUUAAAACAGAAGCAGAGGGCCUGGUGUGGUGGCACACGCCUUUAAUCCCACCACUCGGGAGGUAGAGGUAGGAGGGGUGCCAUAAGUUCGAGGCCAUCCUGAGACUACAUAGUGAAUUCCAGGUCAGCCUGGACUAGAGU